Molecule: messenger RNA, 3545 nt
Organism: Pan troglodytes (chimpanzee)
Lineage: Eukaryota; Metazoa; Chordata; Mammalia; Primates; Hominidae
Gene: PACRGL
Product: parkin coregulated like
Exons: 12
Coding region: 563-1309 (248 amino acids)
Source: RefSeq, a predicted model, not a curated record
AUUGCGCGGCGCGACCAGGUUCAGGGGCGGGCCGCGCGGAGCCUCAUUUCCCCAAACGCAGGCGCUCGGUGGCGGUAGCCGCGGUUGUUGGCCGACUGAGUGCCGGGCAUAAGCCCCCCGCGGUGGGGGGCAGCUGGUGUGCGGAUCGCGGCGGGAGAGAGGCGCGGUAGGAACGGGUCCCCGGAGCCGUGAACCGCGGGUACGGGUGUCCUGUCCGCGCUCUCUGCCAAGCCGGCUUGCUUCCUGAUCUGUUGCUAGGGCCGCUGGACCCCGUUGCUAAGGACCCUUGAGAUCGUGAGCGCUUGGAGUGUACCCCUCCUUUCCUGGGGUAGAGGGUCAGUCGAGAGUAGCCUUCGUUAACCUUAAUUGAAACUGUUUGUUACAGGAACAACUUUUUGACCUGAAGGAAGAUAGAAAUUUAGCCAUAAAAUUCCAUCCAAAACUUCCACUGAAUUGAAACUUGUGUUGUUCCCCCUCCAGGAGCUUCUCAAAACAGAAGUCGGGCACAAUAUUAAAUACUUGUUGAAUGAUCACAGAAGUACAAUAGAGUGAAAGGGAAGCAAUGCAGAAAUCAGAGGGCUCUGGAGGUACACAGUUGAAAAACAGAGCAACAGGUAACUAUGAUCAAAGGACAUCAUCAAGCACACAGAUAAAACACAGGAAUGCAGUUCAGGGAAGCAAAUCCUCAUUGUCAACCAGUUCUCCAGAGUCUGCAAGAAAACUUCAUCCUAGACCAAGUGAUAAACUGAACCCUAAAACAAUUAAUCCGUUUGGUGAACAGUCACGAGCGCCUUCUGCAUUUGCAGCUAUUUACUCUAAAGGAGGUAUUCCUUGCAGAUUGGUACAUGGUUCAGUAAAACACAGAUUACAGUGGGAAUGUCCUCCUGAAAGUCUUUCAUUUGAUCCACUUCUUAUUACUUUAGCUGAGGGUCUGAGAGAGACUAAGCAUCCAUACACUUUUGUGUCAAAGGAGGGUUUUAGAGAAUUACUUUUGGUCAAAGGUGCUCCUGAAAAAGCUAUUCCUUUGCUACCUAGACUGAUUCCUGUGCUAAAGGCAGCUCUGGUCCAUUCGGAUGAUGAAGUGUUUGAAAGAGGAUUGAAUGCUCUAGUUCAGCUAAGUGUCGUUGUUGGUCCUUGUCUAAACGACCAUCUGAAGCAUCUGCUUACAAGCCUUUCCAAGAGAUUAAUGGACAAGAAAUUCAAAGAGCCAAUCACCAGCGCAUUACAAAAGCUAGAGCAACAUGGUGGAAGUGGGAGCCUUAGCAUCAUCAAAUCUAAAAUUCCAACAUACUGCUCCAUAUGCUGUUGAAGAAGGGAGCCAACAAAAAUUGUUUUUUCUACCUGUUGACGUGUCAAGCACUGACCACAAGAGAAUUAUGUCCUAAAAAUCAGUGGUCCUUCUGAUGGAGUUUGGAUUUCUUCUGGCAAGCACUUGAAGACAGUGGAAAGUUUUAAAGAAGAGGAGUGAAGCUACUGGCUUUGACUGGGUGAGAGAAAGAAGCAAAGGCAAAGGAAUGUCCAGCUAGGCAGAAAACUGGAUAAAAUGACGAAAAGAGAAGCUGUCUACAAAAGCAUCUAUGGUUCUGGUUUUACUCAACUGUGUUCUUAAGCACUCAAUAAAUAUUUGUUAAAAGAGUGAUUAACUGACUUCUUGGAAUCUAGAUUUCAGUACAGUCCAGGGCUUAAAAGAUAUAACAAUGAUCUCCCUUCUCCGUCUAUGACCUCUUCGUGAUCACAUUCCUUUACAUAACAAAAAUAGUUACUGAGUUUGUUAAGCUGGGAUUGCCUCAGUUUCUUAUAAUUUUACUUGUGAAGCUGAAAAAUAAAUGUUGAGAUUUUAUAGUUGAGCAACAAAAUUUACAGAUUCUUAGGGUGGGAAGACAUUUUGGAUACUGUUUAGCAUUGUAUUUACAUUGAACAAAGGUAAAAAUAGGGACUUGUAGUGACAUACUGAGGUCACCUAGUUCAUGGUAAAGUUGGCAAUGGAAUCAAGAUAUUCCUAUACCAUCUCUUAGAAAUCAAGGAUACUAGAGUAGAAAAUACCCCUAGGAUUCCUUUGGUGUGACUCCUGCAUUUUAUAGAGGAACAGCUUGAGGCUAAGAAAAGUAAACUACUCGAGGUUACAUACCUUGGUGGUGGCAGUCUAUCCACAAACUCUGAACUGUCUUAGUCCAAAGUUCUUAACCCAAUUAUAUCGAGAACACAGUGAAUAUAGCAAGUAACCCUAGAGUUCGUUCUUCAUAGUAUUUGAACAAACACACUUGAUUAUCAUGCCCCAGGUUUGUAGAAUGAAAUCAAUCUGGUUUCUUUUUCCUUUCCCACACCCCUACUCCCAUUGAAUUCAAGCACGAAGAAUAGAAUCACCUUCAUGUAUUUGAAUAUACAAUUCAUGACAUCGUUACUAUGGUAAGACAAGUUCAUAUGCGUGAAUAGUAGCUUCUGUCAAUAAGCCCUCUGUAAAUCACCCUGAAAAUUGUUAGAAAUACUGUCCUAGGACAAGAAGGAUACUCAGUGGGUGAAGUCUUUUUUAAAUUUUAUUUUAAUCUUUAUGUCUACAGAACUCAUCUGACUCAAGUGACUUGCAUACAGCGGCUGCUUAAAAAAUGUUUAUUGACAGAUUAUUCUGACUUGAGCUCAUUUGUUCAUUCAUUCAUUCAUUCAACAACUGUUUAUUAUAUGCCUAGUGUAGACAACAUAAGUGCAUUCCUACAACAUGAGCAGGAAUAGCCCAGGAAACUAUGAUUUUUAUGGGCUUUAAAAAUGUUUAGUGAACUAAAAGCUUACACACUAAAGCUUCUGUUGUAUGUGGAGUUUAAAAAGUUUUUGCGUAACCAUAUAGGCAAUAGCACCAACAAACUGUUUCCUCUCUGCUUGCCUUACAGUAGGCAUACUUUAUCCCCUGCCAACAAGAGGCUUUUGUUCAAUCCAGUUUUUUCUGACAUCCAGCUCACCAAACAAGUUGGGUUUGAUAAACUGUUUCACAAAGCAAUAGAGAAAGCUAACAGCCUGACACAAUACAAAUUGCAGAGAGUUCUGUAGAUAAGACAAAGCACUUUCCUGGAGGAAAUGGUGAGAUGUUGUGAUUUAUGGACCCAUCAAUGUUACUGUUCAUAAUGAGAAAACCUGUUGCAUUCAGACCAUCAUCCUGAAUAAAGGAUGACUCCGUGGAAGUGUAAGGAUGGCCAUCACAUGAAUUCGCCUGCCAUCAGAGAUCACAUUCUUCCUUAGGACAUUUUUCCUUUUCUGGCCUUACGUAAGAAACAAUUUGUAUGUAUGAUAUUAAUUUUUAAAAAUGCAAAGCAAAUCAUAAUUCUUUAAAAUAUUUCAUUUCCUUCAGCGAUGCCUCAUGUGGUCAGAUUUCUGCAUUCAAUUAACAUGAAUAAUGAAAUAAUUGUUAAGAGUGUAACAGUAAUUUUUUCUCAAAUCCCUAAUCCCUUUGGAUUUUGUGAUAGGAAUCCUUUGCAAAAUAGAUGUGCUCUGUUUAAGAAGAUGUUCUCUAAUGCAGAAAUGUUAUUUUUCAAAUAAAGAUAUAAUUUUAAUGUGGA